AUGAAUUGGUCGAUAAAGGCGUUGCUGUUUAUUUCCUGCGCAACGACAUUUUGCUAUGUUGCACUAAUGGGAAAAGCGGAUCUAUCUGCAAAUGUAAAAAGAACAGAACUAAUAUCACCAGUUGUUGAAAUAAAGAAUGGAAAUAAAUGGAUUGUUGUCACAAGUGUCAGUGCUCCAACUGAAGAUGUUAAAAGACUAUCUUCAUUUCCAGACUGGAACUUAGUUGUAGUAGCAGAUACUAAAACUCCAUUGGAUUGGAAAUUGGAAAAUGUGCAUUUCUUAUCAGUCGAAUAUCAGAAGCAGUUGCCAUUCUCCAUAUCUGCAUUGCUCCCCUAUAAAUCAUACACUCGAAAAAAUAUAGGCUAUUUGUAUGCAAUUUCUCACGGAGCUGAAUGGAUUUAUGACACGGAUGAUGACAAUAAACCAUAUGGUCAAGGAUUAAAGCAAUUCGACUUUGAUGACACAAUAUCGGGAGUUCGGUAUCGGCCUCAAAUGAGAAGUGAGGAAAGAAUAUUAAAACGACUUUUCAAUCCUUACCGAUUUUAUGGAAUGGAUCAAAUGUGGCCAAGAGGGUUUCCAUUGGAACAUAUUGAGAAACACACGAAUGGGAACGAUUCACAAGUAUUGUGUUAUCAAAUGAAACGAGCAGCUGUGCAACAAGGUUUAGUGCGCCAUGAUCCGGACGUGGACGCAAUUUAUAGACUGCUUCACGCUGACACUAAAUCUGGUUUAAACUUGAAAUUCAAUAAGUUUGCUCCUCCCAUAACUUUGUCCGUUGGCACAUAUUCUCCAUGGAACUCACAGAAUACAUUGUUCCACAAAUCAGCAUUUCAUACUUUGUUCCUCCCGACUACGGUGUCAUUCAGAACCACUGACAUUUGGAGAUCUUUUGUUUCUCAGAAAAUCUUGCAUUUAUCCGGAUUAACAGUGUCAUUCGUACCAACAAACGCGGUACAAUUCAGGAAUGCGCAUGACUAUUUGAAAGAUUUCAAGGACGAGAAACAAGUUUAUGAAGAUUCUGGAAAAAUGAUAGAAUAUCUUCAUGACUGGAAAUGUGCCCCUGAAAACUCUAGCGAUUUGGAGAGAUGUGUGAAACAGUUGGCUAAUGAUCUAGUUGAAGUGAAACUGUGGGGUAAAGAGGAUGCUAUGUUGACGGAAAUGUUUUUGAACGAUUUGAAGAGAGUGGGAUUUGAAUUCCCCCGCAUACUUGAUGGAAAUUACGAGGAUCCUUAUACUCCAUCGAAAAACGAAACCUCUAGAGAUGUGAAUUGCAGGAGAAUGCAGCUAGACUUUGAAUUAAAAGAAACAAAGAAAACUGACCUAGAUGAGAAUGUUCAACGGGCUACUCGGAAAAUAAAUUAUUUCGGAGAUAUCGUUUACUGGUGUAACGAAACUGAUUAUUCUAACUUAACGAAUCAGUUCCCUUCUCCAGAGCAGCUUUCCAGGAAGCACGAAAACUCGUAUGUUCUCAAAAAGAACUUAAACACGGUCCUAAUAGUUGUCAACAAUUACCCAUGGAAAUAUGGAAUGGGUUUAUUUCAAAGACUCUACGAACCAUAUUUUGCAUCGACAAUUUUCUGCGGUUCCUGGUAUCCGGAAAAUUUUACAAACGUUGAUAACUUUACAUCAACUAUUUUUCCAAUCAACUACGUUCAUGUUAACCCUGCUGAAAUCCACAAAGGAUAUUUUGCAUAUCAUUGUGUCACUUUGGUUAAAGAAAUGCGACUUAGCAAUGUGGAAGGAUAUUUCAUGAUGGCAGACGAUGCAAUAUUCAAUAUCUGGCAAAGAAUUGAUUACUCGAGAGUUUUCCAUUUGAAUGGAAUCUACAACAUUUCAAACGUUUGGUGGAGCGGAGAUUAUGGAAAAAAAGCAGCUAUCAACAUUUUGAAAACUAUCAAAAUCACUAACAAUACAAAAUUUCAAGAUGCAUGGAACAAAUUUGACAAAGGAUUGCAAAAUUACGCUUUCUUCAACUUGACAGAUAACGCAGAAACACAAAUGCUGAAUCCGAUUGGAAAAAGUAUCUCAGAUUUUUACUAUAUUCCCACAUUACAAAGCGAGUACUAUGCCAGUCUUAUGCGGUUAUUCUAUGAAAACCAAUUCUUCUUGGAAAUCGCAGUGAAUAGGUUUUUGCGAUCCGUGGAUCAUUCAACAUCUCUCUAUGCUCGAACCAGUUAUCUUUGGACAAACCGUGAGAAAUGGGAUACAGUUUAUCACAAGAAUAUGGUUGCAAUGCAUCCUGUCAAAAUUAGUAAAUUCAUGAAACCUGGUGCAGCUAGAAAGCGAUAUUGCGCUUCAAUACUUCAAAUUUGGUCGGAUAUUAUUUUCGGUGGAUCUCGUAAUUACACGGAUAAAAGUGACGAAGAAAUAGAUUAUAUCAACGGGUUUCCUGUUAGACAGUUAUAUUAGUUAUAUUAUUAGACAGUUAUAGUUUCUUGAAUUGAAUUAUGAAUUGAUCAUUUU
Molecule: messenger RNA, 2463 nt
Organism: Caenorhabditis elegans
Lineage: Eukaryota; Metazoa; Nematoda; Chromadorea; Rhabditida; Rhabditidae
Gene: ZK105.3
Product: Glycosyltransferase
Exons: 16
Coding region: 1-2409 (802 amino acids)
Source: RefSeq, marked reviewed